AUGAACGACCACGCCAACCAACACUACCAUGCCGUGGACGCGCUCUCUUCCAACGUCUUACCACCAGCACGAGAUCGCUUGCCACCGCCCGAACCGCCAGCCAAGCCGCCUUCGACCAAGCGCCGCAAGAUCAACACAUGUUUCCCUUGCAAGCAGCGUAAAGUCAAGUGCGAUCGGCAGCAGCCUUACUGCGGCCAGUGCCAGAAACACCGCAUUCCCGCGGAACGAUGCAUCUGGUCCUCGGACGUAGCACUACCCACGAAUAUGCACAGCGCUGCCUCGACCCUGUCGUACUCCAAGCCAGAUGCGUCGCAUGCAUCCAUGGGCAUAGGGGCAGGCGAUUGGACGAACUCUCAAGGAGCUCCAGAUCUCGCUCUGGACAAUGAUACACGCGCGGUGAUUGAACGCAUCAGUCAUCUGGAGCAGCGCUUGGCGACCAAUACAGCGUCUCAGCCCUCUUCACAUGAUUUACCGACCAACUCGACAAGCCAGACGCAGAUCGAUCCUAUUUUGCUCGCUGGCACUGGCUUGUCACUUGGCGAUGUAAAUGGGGAGCGCUCUAGCGCGGCAGCCCUCUCUCAAGAUGCUGCUGUAGCUGCUGAAUUGGCCUUUUGGCGAGCUAAAAUGGAGCAGCAUCAACGUCCCACUCACUCGAAUGACAACACGCAAAUGGCUCAAAUGCAAGCGGAGCAGAAUAUUGCUGCCGAUGCAUUGGCUAUGUUUGCUCGACACAGCCAGCAAGGCUCGAUUAGCGGCAGUGAUCAAGGGAUGGGCCGAUCCGCUGCGGUUGGCGCAGGCACCGAUGCUUUGCCGCGCCAAACUAUUGUUAAUGCAUUGCUGGAUAGCGCAGCGUUUAGUAUGAGCUCCUCUUCAUCUCGUGUCCGUGCUGCUCUUGACUUGCUCCCUGAUACCCAGCAAACUGACUACUUGCUCAAGAUCUUGCAGACGGUAGACCUGCACGUAUCGUAUGGCAUUAGCUGGCGCCUCGUCAAGAUGCAGCUCAGCACGCUGCGCACCCAACUGGCCAGUUGGAACCGUAUGCAUACCACGGUGCCUGAGCAGCUCGACCUAUCCUUCCUAGCAUUGCUUCUUGUCCUACUAGGUCUUGCGGCACAAUACACAGAGUCACGGUUCUUUAUUGAACAGGGCUUCUGCUCCUCGCCUGAUCAGGUUGAUGCCUUUGUGGACACUUGGAUCGAUCAUGCGCAAGCGCUAAUGGCUGCUGAUGACUUUGUUAACAAGACCAACUGGAAUCACAUUGCUGCCCUCCUACUCUGCGUCGACCACCAUGCUUCACGGGGUCGCCUUCUUGUCUCUCUCAUGACAUUGUCUACCCUUGUUCGUUUAGCGGAACAGCAGGGCUACCACCGCCUAGGCUCGGCUACAGACGAUGAACAGGCGUGGCGACAAGCACCUGAAAGCAAGCAGGUAUGCGUAUCUGCUGUUGUCGCCACAGCUCGUCCAGGGACGUGGGUGCGGCCCACAAGCACUAUGACGAGCCUUCCAGACCGUUCUCAUCUUGUGCGUGAAGCUGCCCGUCGCCUAUGGUACCGCAUUGCCUGCAAAGAUAUGGUGGUAAGUGCUGUUGUACAGCGCGUGUCCCAAAUCAACCCAUCGCGGGCCAACACGGCUGCCCCAUUGAACGUGGAUGAGGAUGAUUUGCCGGACGGCGAAUCCCAUGCUCUUCCUCCUAUUAAGGACAACGGCCGCCCGACUAUCAAUAACUUGACGCCUCACCUGUACGAAAUUGCGGACUUGGGACGCCAAUGGGGCAACUUGAUCCAGUCACAAUCUCUUACGUACACGCAUGUGCUGGAAUUCGAUGCCAAGUUCCGUGGUUUGCUAUCCAACUUGCCGAUCUACUUGCGCCCUGAUCCGGCUCUCGAGCAAUUGCCAGAAGUUCGCCAGGAACAAGCUCAGCGGCCUUACUUGGCCAUGCACCGUCUUAUUGUAUUUGAGGCCGUGAAUCACCGCCUGCUUGUUUUGCAUCGUGACUAUAUAUGUUUGGGCCACCGCGAUGAAAAGUAUGCCUAUUCGACACGCGUGGCCGUUGAUGCAGCACGCACGAUUAUUUCUUGUCGCCAGCAGAUCGAUAAUGUGCAUCCGUCUGUUCAACGUCAUGCCUCUUUCCGGCACCAUCUGUUCCAGGCUGCGAUUGUACUUACAUUGCACCUGCUUGAGCUUACUGCAAAAUCGCAAGGCUCAUCGCAAGUCGCGCAUCAACUUCGCGAUGAUAUUGCCCUAAUUAUGAACUAUAUUACUGGUACAGGAGAGCUUCGUCAUCCUCUGCCCACAUCGCAAAAAAUUGCCCUCAAGUUGAUUGAUGUACUUUUGGCUGCUGCCAAUACUCGGCAGCAUAAGAUGGAUGGGGCAACCAGCGCUGAUAAGACACUUAGUAAUACCGAUUCAACUGCCGCCUCCAUGCCAUCGAUGGGCAUGGAAAAUGACGCCUCAGGUGACCUGUUCCAACUCAACGCCUCCGCAUCCAGUCAGGAUGUGAUUGCUGAUACGGCCAAUGCAUUCUCACAGGAAAUGUUGGAUCCCAACUUCGCCAACAAACCUUCUCUCGCCGAAUUCUUUGCCUCUUUGGACGAGUUGAUGGUGCCUAUCUACUGA
Molecule: messenger RNA, 2616 nt
Organism: Malassezia pachydermatis
Lineage: Eukaryota; Fungi; Basidiomycota; Malasseziomycetes; Malasseziales; Malasseziaceae
Product: nucleus protein
Exons: 1
Coding region: 1-2616 (871 amino acids)
Biological process (GO): DNA-templated transcription; regulation of DNA-templated transcription
Molecular function (GO): DNA binding; zinc ion binding; DNA-binding transcription factor activity, RNA polymerase II-specific
Source: RefSeq, a predicted model, not a curated record